AAAAUGCAAAUAUGAGAAUGUUUUUCAUUUUUGUGAGGGUACACUACAGCAUUUUCAUUUCCUCCGUAUUCUCUGAACAACCCUCUCCGUCCCUCCGCGGCGGCGCUCCGUUUCCGACCACCAUCGAGCUUGCACGAUCACCUUCCUCACAACACCAGAUUGCAAUUUCCAAAAUUAGCUUUUCCUUUUUAUUAGUGAAAGAAUAGAGGAGAAGAAAAAUGCUUAGAAGGAGGCUCUCUGCUCUCUCGACAUCGAUCAUCAGAAGCUCAAUUCACAGCAAACCUGUUAUAAGACACCCAUCUAUCCAACUUCACCCUGUGCAGUUCCCUCACUCUCGCAAUGCUUAUUCAGCAUUUAAUCCCAAUACACUCCAGGGUUUUCAAGGUUUUAGAGCUUACAGUCUUCUGAUGUUGAAUGAUCUGAGAGAUAAUGUUCCCAGAAAACAGAAGAUAAGGAGGGGGCGUGGGAUUGGGUCUGGAAAGGGAAAGACUGCUGGGUUCGGCCACAAAGGUCAGAGAGCCAGAAAAGGUUCGAAAUUGGGGUUUGAAGGAGGCCAGACCCCUCUUCGUCGAAGAAUGCCAAAACGUGGGUUCAAGAACCCUUUUAGCCUCACAUUUCAGCCAGUAGGGUUGGGAAAAAUCGCAAAGCUUAUCAAUGCAGGGAAGAUAGAUUCUUCUGAACUGAUUACAAUGAAAACACUCAAGGACUCAGGGGCAAUAGGGAAGCAAAUACAAGAUGGAGUACGGUUGAUGGGGCGUGGCUCUGAACAGAUUCUGUGGCCCAUUCAUCUAGAGGUAUCAAGGGUCACUGUUAGAGCUAAGGAAGCAGUUGAAGCAGCUGGUGGGUCUGUGAGAAAGGUGUAUUACAAUAAGUUGGGCUUUAAGGCACUGCUGAAGCCAGAAUGGUUUGAAAAGAAGGGAAGAUUGUUGCCUAAAGCAGCUAGACCUCCUCCAAAGCAAAAGGAUAAAGUUGAUAGCAUUGGUCGGCUGCCUGCACCAACCAAGCCAAUUCCAUUUUUAGUUGAAGGAAGCAAAGAUGUUCCCGUUUUAUCAGCUUAAUUAUGACAUGUUUGGAUCAACUUCGAUUUCCUUAAAAUCAAUUCUGAAAUCCAGAGGCUACUCACAGAAGUUUCUCUCCAUAAUUGAUUAUGAUUUUAGUUAUUUUAUAGUUAAUUGUAGAAGAAUUUCCAAACAUGCGCUUAAUAAGUGUUUGGUGCCAGUUUUUUAGGGAGUUGUAAUUCUUUAUGAUGUAAACGGUCUUAGUUAGUUACUUCCAGAGUUUUUUAUGCAGUAUCUUGCCAUGCGCAGGUAGUUAAUUCAGUGAGAUAAAUUUAAAUUUCCUUUGGGACAAAUAAUGAGAAAACAGCCUUGUCUUUUUUUGUCA
This is a messenger RNA of Lotus japonicus, 1383 nucleotides long. RefSeq lists its product as uncharacterized. Gene Ontology annotation, cellular component: mitochondrial large ribosomal subunit. Gene Ontology annotation, molecular function: structural constituent of ribosome. Gene Ontology annotation, biological process: translation. The coding region runs from base 219 to 1058 and encodes 279 amino acids. The transcript is spliced from 5 exons. The record is from RefSeq and is a predicted model, not a curated record. NCBI's taxonomy places the organism in Eukaryota, Viridiplantae, Streptophyta, Magnoliopsida, Fabales, Fabaceae.